Molecule: messenger RNA, 1230 nt
Organism: Cyphellophora europaea CBS 101466
Lineage: Eukaryota; Fungi; Ascomycota; Eurotiomycetes; Chaetothyriales; Cyphellophoraceae
Exons: 5
Coding region: 1-1230 (409 amino acids)
Biological process (GO): regulation of endocytosis; regulation of ARF protein signal transduction
Cellular component (GO): Golgi membrane
Molecular function (GO): GTPase activator activity
Source: RefSeq, a predicted model, not a curated record
AUGGCUACCAAGGCGUCCUGGGAGGUCGAUCCCGAAACGCGCAGUAAGCUGUCGCAGAUUCAAAAGAAGGAGGGCGCUGGCAAUGACAAGUGCUGCGACUGUGGCGCUCCCUCUCCGCAAUGGGCCUCCCCAAAAUUCGGCAACUUCAUCUGCCUCACCUGCGCGGGCACGCACCGCGGCCUCGGCGUCCACGUCUCCUUCGUCCGCUCCAUCAGCAUGGACGCCUUCAAAUCGGCCGAGAUUGCGCGCAUGGACAAAGGUGGCAACAAGCGGUGGCAGGACUUCUUUACGGAGAAAAACCCCGGCGGCGCCAGCUUCGACGAGUGCACCGUCAAAGAGCGCUACGACUCCGAGGUCGGCGAGGAGUGGAAGGAGAGGCUGAGCGCCGAGGUCGAAGGGAGGGAGUUUGAUGAGGCCGCGGCGGAGAAGGAGGCGCAACAACAACAACAACAACAGCAAAAUAAAAACGGGAGUCGAAAUCAGAGUCGGAGCGCGACGCCAUUGGGAGGCGGGCGCGCUGGCGGAGGGUCCAGGAAUGAAAGCCCCGCGCCUGGGGCCCUGAAGAAGGGCCCCUCCGGCCUGAGCGCCGAGCAGAAGGCGCAGAACGAGGCGUACUUUGCGCGCAUGGGCGAGGCGAAUGCGUCCCGGCCCGAAGGGCUCGCGCCGAGUCAGGGUGGGAAAUAUGCUGGCUUUGGCAGCGCGCCGCCGGAGGCGGUGGGCGGCGCGCAGCAACAGGGCGCCGGUGGUGGUGUCAUGCCCGGUGCGGACGAAUUUCAGAAGGACCCGAUCGCCGCGCUUGGCAAGGGAUUCGGCUGGUUCGGUGGCAUGGUCAGCAAGCAGGCGAAGCUGGUUAAUGAGAGCUACCUGCAGCCGACGGCGAAGAAUAUCGCAUCAUCGGAUUUUGCAUCGCAGGCGCGCAGUGGCCUGAUGGCCGCGGGCCAGGGCAUUCAGUCUGGCGCCAAGGGCGCGGCCGACGGGUUCAACAAGUUUAUUGAGGGACAGGAUGAGGGUGCCGCAAGAGUGGCGGCACGAGGCGGCGCGGGCGGCCGCAACGUAGAGCCGGAGAAGAAAGACUUUUGGGAUAGUUUUGGUCAGGGUGCCACGGAGCAGAAGGGGGGGAGUAGUAGUGGGAGUUUGGGCACGAGUGCGAUGAAGAAGAAUGCUGGGGGUGCGUCGCAGCAGCAGCAGCAGCAGGGGAAGAAAGAUGAUGGCUGGGGAGAUGAUUGGUGA